Molecule: messenger RNA, 1451 nt
Organism: Sciurus carolinensis (gray squirrel)
Lineage: Eukaryota; Metazoa; Chordata; Mammalia; Rodentia; Sciuridae
Product: RH-like protein
Exons: 10
Coding region: 1-1221 (406 amino acids)
Biological process (GO): ammonium homeostasis; ammonium transmembrane transport
Cellular component (GO): plasma membrane
Molecular function (GO): ammonium channel activity
Source: RefSeq, a predicted model, not a curated record
AUGGGCUCCAAGUACCCGCGGUCGGUCCGGGACUGCCUGCCCCUGUGGGCCGUGAUGCUGGAGGCUGUGCUCAUUGUCCUCAUCUCUGUCACCAGCUUAGGGGACCAGAAGAGGUUCACAGUGGCCUAUCAAGGCUUCCAGGAUUUUACCAUCAUGGCGGUCUUUGGCUUGGGCUUCCUCAACUCGUCUUUGCGGAGACUCGGCUGGAGCAGUGUGGGCUUCAACCUCUACAUGCUGGUCCUUGCGGUCCAGUGGGCUGUCCUGGUAGACGGACUCUUUUUCAUUAUCUUCAAUGGGAAUGUGCCCAUCAAACUGAACAGUAUGUACUCGGCCACCAUGAGCGCUGUGACAGUGCUGAUCUCCGCUGGGAUGAUCCUGGGGAGGGCCAACUUGGUGCAACUGACCAUGAUGACGCUGCUGGAGGUGACAGUGGUUGGCGUCACCAGGAUGGUCGGCUGGAGAUUCUUCUACAUGGAACACCACAUGGACGCCCUGGUCUUCCCCGUGUUCGCCGCCUAUUUCGGGCUGAUUGUGUCCUGGUGCCUAUCCCGGCCCCUUCCAGAGGGAGCGGAGGAGAAGGCUCAGAUGGCUACGAGCCCCAGCUUGUUUGGCAUGCUGGGUACUCUCUUUUUGUGGAUAUUCUGGCCAAGUUUCAACUCCGCUCCGCUGGACUUGCCAAGUGAAAAGAGGACCGUUAUUUUCAACACCUACUUCGCCCUUGCAGUCAGCGCAGUGACAGCCACCUGCGUGUCAGCCUUGGCUCAUCCCCAAGGGAAGAUCAACAUGAUUCACACCCACAAUGCGGUGCUGGCUGGAGGCGUGGCUUUGAGUGCUCCAGGUCACCUAAUUUCCUCUCCUUGGGUUGCCAUGCUGCUGGGCCUUAUAGCUGGGUUGAUCUCCAUUGGGGGAGCCAAGUGCCUGGUGAGUUUUAACCAAGUGCUGGGGAUCCAGGACUUCAGUGGGGUGCACUAUACCUUCGGCUUGCCGGGUCUGCUUGGAGUGGUCGCCUACCUCAUGCUGCUUUGGAACGCCAAGCCUUCCUUGAUUGACUUCCAGUUGCUCAUGGGGACGGCGGCGUUCAGCUCCGCUCUGAUCCUAAGUCUGGCCUCCGGUCUCCUGACAGGUUUGCUCCUGAAACUCAAAAUCUGGAGGGCACCUCAUGAGACCAAACUUGAUGACCAAACUUUCUGGGAGUUUCCUCACUUGGCUGUUGGAUUUUAAGCAAAAGCAUCCAAGAAUAACAAGACAGACUGAUCCUGGAAACAAGUCAACUUCCUUUCCCUGUUAGCUACCUUUGUAUAUGACUAACACACACUGAUUACAGCAAGGGCUUCUUAUGUUCAGUGGCACAAGGUCAGAGAAGGAUUUGAUAUUAGAAAAUAAAAGACUAAAAACUUGCUUAAGUAGUAAUUUAAUGAUGGUUUUAAAUAAUAAGAUUUCAUUAAAGAUGA